Messenger RNA from Selaginella moellendorffii, 2359 nucleotides. Its product is annotated as ATP-dependent DNA helicase DDM1. Bases 24 to 2267 code for a protein of 747 amino acids. Lineage: Eukaryota; Viridiplantae; Streptophyta; Lycopodiopsida; Selaginellales; Selaginellaceae. The transcript has 14 exons. The record is from RefSeq and is a predicted model, not a curated record. Gene Ontology annotation, molecular function: ATP binding; ATP-dependent chromatin remodeler activity; DNA binding. Gene Ontology annotation, cellular component: nucleus.
GGCGAGGGAUUCUUUCUCUCUCUAUGGCGACGCGGAGGAGGCGCGCCGCCCAGGGCAAAGAAGCAGCCGUCGCGCCGCGGAAGGUGGAUGAGGCUCCAAUGCAGGUCAUCACGAUCGAUGACGAGGACGAGGAAAUGCCCUCCGCGCCGCCCCUCCCAUCCGCCAAAGAGACCAUAGUAUUAGCGGCUGAAUCUCCCGUGUCGGUCCUGGAAGGCGAGCUCACAGAUGCUAUGAUCGAAGUGGAAAAGCAGCUCGAGGUGGAGAGAGGCAAGAAAAGCAAAGAAGAGGAGAAUCAAAAACAGGCUGAAAGGCCUAGCUCCAACGGAUUGCUGCUAAAGCUCGACGAGCUUCUGACCAAGACGAAGUGGUUUUCGCAGUUUGUGCACGAGAGAAUGGAUGAGAUCAACAACCAGAAGAAACAAAUGGACGAGAGAAAGAAGCGAGGGAGAAAGCGUAAAAAGGGUGAAGUGGAGGACGAAGUUGUCACGGAGGAGGAGAAGAAUAAAAAGCUGCAGCAAGAAAUCGCUCCCUCGGUAACUGGAGGAGUACUAAAGUCGUACCAGUUGAGAGGAGUGCAAUGGAUGAUGGCACUAUAUCAAAACGGGUACAGUGGUAUUCUGGCAGACCAAAUGGGACUCGGAAAAACCGUGCAAACUAUCACUUUUAUCGCUCAUUUGAUGGAGAACGGUGUGAAGGGACCUUUCCUUGUGUGUGCUCCACUGUCGACGCUCGCAAACUGGACAAGGGAGAUCUCGAGAUGGUGUCCAAGCAUGAAAUCCUUGCUUUAUCAUGGUACCAAAGAAGAGCGAGCUGAGAAAAGGCGUAAACAUAUGCCCCGCAAUGGCGAAUCCCUCCCGGUCAUUGUGACCUCCUACGAAGUUCUCAUGGUCGACAUUUCUCAUUUCAAGCAGUUCAAAUGGACCUACGUUGUCGUAGACGAGGGGCACAGACUAAAGAACCACGAUUGCAAGCUCUUCAAAGAGCUUAAGAAGAUGAAGAUAGAAAAUUCUCUUUUGCUGACAGGAACUCCCUUGCAGAACAAGCUACCCGAGCUCUGGUCUCUAUUAAACUUCAUUCUUCCAGACAUUUUUUCGAGCCUGUCCGAUUUCCAAACAUGGUUUGCGUUUGCCGAGCGUGAAAACAAUAGUGACGAGGAGCGCGAUGAGACGCGAAUUGAGGUUGUCAAGAAGCUUCACGACAUUCUUCGACCUUUUCUAUUGCGAAGAAUGAAGUCGGAAGUAGAAAAGACUCUACCGAAGAAGACAGAGAUACUCUUGUACGCUCAAAUGUCGAAGAUGCAAAAAGACUUCGACUGCAAGCUUAUUAGGAGAACGCUAGAGGAAUACUUACAUCAGGCGGCCACUCCUGGAACAUCAAGAAAGAAGAGGCUUAACAAUGUCUGCAUGCAACUGAGAAAGAACUGCAAUCAUCCGGAUCUUUUGCGCCAAGAAUUCAAUCAAGACUACGACUGGCCUCCCGUGGAGCAGCUGACAGCUGAAUGUGGGAAGCUCAAGUUUCUGCUUGACAGGCUACUUCCACCGCUGAAAAGUCGAGGCCACAGGGUUCUUAUUUUCUCUCAAAUGACAAAGAUGCUGGACAUCCUUGAGUUUUGUCUCGGAGAAAGGGGGAUGCCACCGUUUCGUUUGGACGGAAACGUCAAGCAAGAGGACAGGCAAGAGCAGGUGAUUACGUUCUCUCGUUUUGCCAAAUACAUAAAUCUUCUUUUGUGUCAGAUUCAAAAGUUUGAAGGAGGGGAGGGAUUCGUUUUCCUACUUAGUACUCGAGCUGGUGGACUUGGAAUCAACUUGACUUCCGCCGAUACUGCUAUCAUCUACGACAGCGAUUGGAAUCCACAAAUGGACUUACAAGCAAUGGAUCGCUGUCAUAGGAUCGGGCAAACCCGGCCAGUGCAUGUGUAUCGCCUCGCAACAGCACACUCUGUGGAGUGCCGGAUGCUGAAAGUUGCGAACAGCAAGCUCCAACUGGAAACACUGGUUAUCAACAAAGGAGAGUUUCAACACGAGAAAGACACCGGAAAGACCACCCUCGACGAGUCGGACCUUCUUUCUCUUCUCAGAGACGAACGAAGCGAAGAGGAAGAGCUCGUCCAGAGCUCCGAGAUCAGCGACAGUGAUCUCGUCACGCUGCUCGAUCGCACCGGCGGUUGUUCGAUCGACGAGGAAAAGCCCAUCAGAGGACCCGGCUGGGAGAUCAUUCUCAACAAAGCCGCCAAGAAUUUCCUCCCCCCUGCCGAGGGGUCGGCGUGAUCGUCCCAUCCAUUUUUUUUUGUAUAGCUAUGGAAGAAAAAGGUAUAUAGACGUUAGUACAAAAUAUGCCAAGGAAUCUAAGCUUCUGGAAA